CUUGCAGUACUGCACUCUAACCACUGCACCACUGCUCAGAAAGGAGUCAGCAAUAGAACUGAACAUUAUGUGUGUGUGUGUGUGUGGUAUGUGUGUGAAUGGUUUUCUUCAGCCUGACAAAAUCUCUGAGCAGUGCUAAACGGGGAGGGGGAUGGCAGGGAGGAGGAGAAAAGAGUCUUGUUGAGAACUGAAAAUCGCAUUGAGAGAAAAGCAACUGCUACAUGUAUGUAUGGUAGAUGAGAGGUUAAGGAAAGAGGAUUGGACAAUCGUUCCUUCAGUUUAUCAGUAAUGAGAGCCUUCACGAUGGUAACACCUGGCAAAGGGCUGCUGGAAGAGGCCAUAAUAGCAUCUGGAACCUUAUGGCCUAGAAGUGGAGAAGUGGAAAAGGAUGAAAUGCUUGCUAGCAAGGUGAAGAAAUGGCAAGGAAGAGGCCUCUGGAAGUCAUAAGUCACCUAGAAUCAAGAGAGCUGAAUCUCUAGCAGCUGCUACAGUCUUCAAGAUGCAAGGAAGAACACUAUCUCUCCUCUACUGGAAUAUAUUUAAUCUCCAUCCCUUGAAUGGCUUCUUCCAAAACCUGUUGAGCCUCUCUUUGAGAGCAAAUUGUGUUGCUAAUGGUGACUUCCAGUGCAGAUGGCUGAAGGACAAUCAGGUGAAGCACACAGAGAAAACUCCAUGUUAAUUCUGGUUCAGCAAGACGGAAUCAUAUGAGAAGGUGGUAACAAGCUCUUAUUCCAUAAAGCGAGGCUCUCUUUCUGGUUUGGAAGGAAUAGUAGAUUGAGAGCCUGAAGUUCAUAUCUUCAUGGGAGGAAGCAGACAACUGUUAAUAAGAAGAGCAGAUGUAUUAAACAGAUAAUGAGUUUGUGAAAACAAAGGCUUGUCUGAAAUACACACUUCUAUUAUUACUGUUUUUAAAAAGAACAAUGCCUUGCAAAUGUUUCACUAAUGAAUGAAGGAUGUAAGUUUUCAUAACUCAUUUGCCUGCUGGAUGAUAUUGGAUAUUCUGUCUUAUGAACAUCAGAAGAGAAGAUGUCUCAAGAAUUUAACUUUAACUUACUUAAGGAACUAGAGCAAGACAUUGUUCUAAAUGUCCUUUGCCGUGACGAGAUGUUGAGAAAACUGGAGGAACAAAGAGUAAGCCAACUGAAAAUCCAACUACAGCAACUUUGGCGUAAAGGAACAAAGAAUGCCAACUAUGGAUCUCAGAAACGGUCAUGUGCCCGUUGUCAGAAGUCAUUUGGAAUCCUGAUCGAUAGAGGAGCAGUGUGCAAAGGAUGCAGCCAUCUUAUAUGCUCUCAAUGUCGCAUUACUGUAAAUGCCUUUCUGUGGAAAUGCACUGUCUGCUAUGCUUCUGAGUCUGUUAAAGUGAAAACAGGUGAAUGGUUCUUUGAGGAGAGAGCAAAGAAAUUCCCAACUGAAGGUAGAUAUGAAACUGCUGGUGCAAAACUCUUGAAAUCUUAUCAGAAAUUAAGCAAGGUAUCGGUGAUUCCUCCAACUCCUCCACCUUUUGCUGAAUCCAUCAAUAGAACGAGUGCAUUGGAAUUAAAACCAGGUUUCCACAAGUCUAUGGAAAACCUUUUUCUGUCUCUUACCACACACAUCAAAAAAAUCUCAAAAUCACAGAAUGAUGUGGCCAAUGAGAAAUACCUCCUCCCAGCAAAUUAUGGGCCAGACAAAGAUCCAGUGAAGGAUAGGAGAAGCCUAUCUGAUACAGCUAUUGAUAUUUCAACUAGGAGAUCUUCAAGUAUCAAUGGAGAACAAGAGGACAGUCGAAUUGCUUGCAUAAAAGCAUCAAGUGAAGAAUGCAUAUCCUCCAUAGAUAUAGAUGCUGCCUUAAUCUGUGGAGAUAAAAAACGUGGUAGUUUAUACAGCAUUACCAGCGUUUGCAGUGGGGCUGUUGACUUUGCAAAAGCUGAUGUCGGUGGUGAAAUAGAAUUUGCCAUUAGAUACAAUUUCAAAUUUGGCAUUUUGGAAGUAUGCAUCAGUGCCUGCAAGAAUUUGGCCUACGGAAAGGAAGAAAAAAAGAAAUGCAAUCCAUACGUCAAGACUUACUUGCUGCCUGAUAAAUCUCCCCAGAAUAAACGGAAGACUUCUGUCAAAAAGAACACACUGAAUCCAACAUUCCAAGAAAUAUUAAAGUACAAUAUUGAAUAUUCCCAACUGCAAUCCCGACAGCUUCAGAUAUCCGUCUGGCACACUGGAAUUUUCAGACAUCCUGUAUUCCUCGGAGAAGUGGUGGUAGAUUUUGAAUUCUGGGAUUUUGAAAACUACUCUGCUCAGUCAUUCAACUGGUACCAAUUGAAAGCCAAAGGGACAUGACUGCAUUCGAUUUAUUUAUUUUUGCUGUAUUUAUAUGUGUUUCCCGUUUCUUCAGAUUUUAAGAAUCAAUGUGCCGUAAGCAAUUCAUUUUUCUCCCAAUGAUGUAGUUGUUAAGUGUUUUCAUUACUAGAAAAAUAGAUUGCAAUUAGAAUCCAUCUCAGAGAUCCUGUAAUCCCUUCUCUGUGCUAUCUAGGUAAAAUUGCUGAGCUUGACUCCUGGCAAUUUCAUAAACACAUCCAAGUAGGUUAUGUUUGCCAGCAGUAUAAAUGCCUUGUCGUAACCUUCCAGGAUUUUUUGACUUCUUGAUCUAGCAUCUGACCAUAGAAUUUCCUGGCUCUUCCACAAAUGUCCCA
This is a messenger RNA of Thamnophis sirtalis, 2669 nucleotides long. NCBI's taxonomy places the organism in Eukaryota, Metazoa, Chordata, Lepidosauria, Squamata, Natricidae. The record is from RefSeq and is a predicted model, not a curated record.